UUUCUGCUAUUUUGAGUUGAAAUAUUAUUAAAUUUGGUAAAGAAAACACGGUGAUUUGGGGGAAAAUGCGAUUUUCCUCGCCUUUGCCAGCCUUGUGGCUGCUGUUGCUGCAGUUUUCCUGGACGGUAGCAACCAAACUCAACUAUCCACGCGUUUUACUGCCCGUGUUCGAUCACAUAUCGGUGAACUUUACCCUGGAGGUAGUCGAAAAAGGGUGCUUUAAAUGGACCUCAUCUCGAUUGGAUCUAAUUCAAAUCGCUCCUGCCUACGAUGAUUCGGUUGAUGAUUGUUCCUAUCGUGUGGUGGUUACGGUUAUCAACAAAGAAAAACGACGUAAUACUGCCAUUGUCCUGGCGGAGGAUCUUGCUACGGGAGAAGUGCUUCGCUGUGAUGUGAUUUUGGACGUAAUCUACGAGUUGGGAGUGCUAACGACGACACGGGAACUGUACCUGGAGGAAGCACCGGAAACGUUCGAGCUAUGGGCGCGAGAUGCUCAGGGUAAUGCCUUCACAACGUUGGAAGGAAUUGAAUUCAACUGGCAGCUGGCGUCGCAUCGAGCGGUGGAUCCACGACAUGGCGAACCGGAUAGCGGCUGGAGUCAAGUGCUUCGGUUUUUGUCGUUUGCCGAAAGCAAAUUUCACGUUGUACCGAAGGCAGUUGAAAAACUGGAACUGGCAGGCGUUCAGGGUUAUAUGGUGCUGCUGGAAGGUAUCAACACCGGGUCGGCUCGUGUAACGGCUAAGCUGCCGCAUGCAGAGUACAGUCAUGUAGCCCCCGUGGAAGUUAAUAUCAUGGUUUUAGCAAAUUUGAUUUUGGAUCCUAGCGAUGUGUACAUAUUGACUGGUGAUACGGUCAAUUUUAAGGUGCUGCAAUUGAAACAGGGAAAAUUGUACGAGAUUGCUUUGAACAAUCAGUACUAUUUGGAAAUGGAAGAUCGGAGUUUGGCUAGUAUUAGCGGCAACGAAGCGAAAGGUCUCAAACUGGGACGAACGUUUGUGUUGCUACGCGAUCGUAACGUUCCCCACGAUUUGGCCGGCGACGAUCAGUCAGCCAACAAGGCUUUGCUACCGAAGGCCUCAAUUACGAUUGCCGAUCCGCACCGGUUGGCUAUCAAUUUGCUGCCGCAUUACAACUGGAUAACGGUCGAAGGGGAAAGUCAUGACAUCGCACUGGAUUUAUUCACGGCGGAUGAUCAUCAGAUUACACUAGGGCCCCGCUACCAGAUCAAAUCCGAUUUUGAUGAGACGCUAUUCUUUCCGAUUAGCCGAACUGCCAACGGAAGCCGUAUUGCCGGAGAAACGCUGAAGCCCGGAAGCAGUCCCGUUAGUGGUCGGUUUGAUAAGCUAAACGCCAAAGCAGAGUUGAUUGUAUAUGGACGGCUUGCCAUCAAUCCACCGGAAGUGAUCAUCCCGUACGAUCCAGCCCUACGCCGACAGAAAAUCCAAUUCACAGCUACCGGAGGGGACGGUGUUUAUCUGUGGACUAGUCUGGACAGCUCGCUGAUAUCGGUUUCGCAGACCGGUCUAGCCGAAACUCGGCUGGACAGUGUUAAAGGUGGAAUUGUGUCCGGAACGGAAGUCGCCUCUAAGGUUACUCAGGUCCGGGUUGCGCUGGCUCGAAACAACAAACUGUCCGUGGCUGCUCAAGUUGUCUUUUUGCCUCCCACAAAGCUGAGCGUAGUGCGGUAUAACUUCGAAACGGUGGUGAGAGAUUAUGUUCAGGUUCAUGUGGCACUGUGGGCCGACCAUGAUGGAGUCCAGAAACCAUUUACAAGCUGUGACAAUUUGAACUUUGAGCUGGAGUUCAGUAGCCAGAUUUUUGUUUUGGAUGCGACCAAGAAAAAUCCGAAGGAUUCGCUUGCGGAUCAGGCUUGUCGGUUGCUGUAUCUUAAGGCCACCGCCGUGGGACAAACUAAUCUGAAAGUAACCUAUCGGUACUUUGAUAAGGUGCUGAGUGACCAGAUCAGUUUGAAUGUGUUCGAAGACUUGGCGAUCCUGAAUCCGGUAGAGAAUGAAGUGGUUCUGCCGAUUGGAGCUUCGAGAAAUUUAUUCUAUCACAGCGGACCGGAAAAAAUCUACAAUUCCGAAGCGGAACUACAAAAGCGGGUGGUGGUGGAUCAGAAAGGUGUUGAAGUUGUUUCGGUGGGAAGUGGAUUUUCGCAGGAUAAGCACAUUCUGCGGGUGCUGUGCAAGAAAAUCGGUGAUUACGAGCUGAGGUUGGAGGUUUUCAAUACACUGAAUGCGCCCAAUGUAAUUCCGUAUAUAACGGAUUUCGUCACAAAAGUCUAUUGUGUGAAGCCACGCUUUGUGAAUUUGUUCACAACCGAUAAGGUUAAAACCAGCUGUCCGCUGGAGCGACGCAACUCCAUGAUGCACGUUAAAUCGGACAACAAUCAACUGCUGGUUGACAUUGAAGUUCUAGACGUGAACAAUCGGAAACUUGCUAACAUUUCCUCACUUCUCCUGGAGUGGCAGUUUACUUUGGCUGACCACGAACAAGUCACCGAUCAGAUUUCCUACGAGCAGAAAACAGAAACUGAUCUUUUCGAAGGAUUGGAAAUUCCAAAGCGAGACUUUUUGUUAACGACCCUUCCGGAGGUGGGUGCCAAUUUCAAAAUCAAAACCACAGUCACACAAUACCGAGCCGAAGUUCUGAAGUCGUUCGCUAUCAAACCCGAAUCGCCCGCUUUUGGUAUUCAGAAAGCCACUGAUGGCCCUCUCGUCAAACCGGUAAUUGAAAACGAGUUGAAUUUUUUGUCGGUCAAUAAAACCCUCCUUCCGUACGAGCACAUAACGCUGUUCCUUUCGCGCAGCAACGUAGAGCGCAUAAAAAUCGCCCACGGAAGUGGAUUCUAUGACAUCAAGGCAUCGGAUUCGGGUGUGGUGGCGGUAGAGUAUGACGACGCCACCCGUCAGUUGGCUAUCACCCCGAAACGGAUCGGCGAGGUGAAGCUGGAGAUUCUGGAUCAAUGUUUGAGUACGGAGUCAAGUUAUUUGCACAUUUCGGUAGUAACAAUCGGCAGCAUAACGCUGCAAGCACCGGAUCGGGUGGAAAAGACCAAGACAAUUGAAGCUAUUGCACGAAUUUACGACAGCAAUGAUCGGCUGUUGGAGCUACGCCGAGAUAAUUUGGAGAUCUACGAACUAAAUCAUGUCGUUUACAACCCGAACGUGCUCAGCGUGGCACUUGGUAGUCAAAGCGGAUUGGGUGGUGGGGAAGUGAGGUUCAUUGUUACUGGAUCGGAGCUUGGUGAGACUAAAAUUGCAGUCAGUGCGGGCUCCGGGGAAAGACAGAUUGACAGUUCGCCGGUUCCGGUGCAGGUUUUCCCCCCGUUGACGCUGUAUCCGCGUAACGCAACCAUAAUUGUCGGUAGCAGCUUGCAGGUGUACUCCAAGGGAGGUCCAACGCCGGACGGCAAUCUGAUUUACACCGUUCAGCAUCAGGACAUCAUUUCCGUUGAAUCCGGUCUCGUGUCCGGACUGAAAGUGGGUCACUCAAAGGUAGUCGGUCGUUGCGUUGCCGUCAACCCGUCAUCCGGUGCGCAGAUUGUUCUGUCGGAAGAUGUUGUUAACAUACACGUAAUCCCACUGAACGCGAUCGAAAUUAAAACGCCGCUGAACCGAAUUCGCACCGGUGCCGUCAUGCCGGCUCAUGUUUGGGGCGCACCGGGAAUUUCUCCGCUGGUGCUGGGUACGCUGGAAUCGAUAAAAAUCUACUGGAGUACCGACCAUGAAGAUGUACUGGAUGUGAAGGGGGUUUUCCAGGAAGCUGGAGUUGAAUACCGGGAAAAGGACGCCAUUGGAGUUCGUGUGCGGGCGUUGGCACCGGGAAAAGCCAUCCUACACGUCACUCUAGUUACUGCUACAGGAGCAAAACUGACGGCACGAACUGAAGUCACAGUUUUUCGUCUCCUGGAAUUGGAAUCACCGAAGGUGAUACGAUACGAUUCGAUCCUUAUUCCCCCGCGUAGCACAAUUCAGCUUAAAACCAAUCUAGACGAUGCAACUUAUCAGCUGGAAGAGGGAAGCAGCACAGUCGUGAAGGUAUCCAAGGAAGGCUUAGUUCGCAGUGGAGAUUCCGUUGGUCGGGUGCAAAUUGUUGCGUCUUCAGUCGAUCAAUCACUGACCAUUCCGGUGGAAGUCAAAAAUAUCCAUUACAUCCUAACCUCACUAGCAUAUGCGAAUGUAAAACUGAAACAAUCGGACAGCGUCAUUCCUCAAGGAAUCAGCUUAAAACUGAAAAUUUCCUUGCACGAUAAUUUGGGCAACGAGUUCUCCCACGGCUUUGAAGAUGUCAGUGCUCUAAAGCAUAAGCUUUCGAAGAAAGGAAACGUACUGAUUACGACGGGAACAAACUUCACAAUUGCGUUGGAAUUGAUUCGGGAAACCUCGGAUAUGUUGCUGAUUUCCCUGAAGGAUAAAACCGGAGUCAAGUUCGGUGAAGAUUACCUAAAACUGGUGGUCGGUGAAACGACUUCCCUUUUCCCCGAGAGAACUGAUUUUUCCGUUGGGGAUAUUGUCUGUUUUGAAUCCCCGUUGCUUGGAUCAAUCGCUGAUUGGCACAGCUCAGACGAAAGCGCGGUGAGAAUUGAUUCCUCCAGUGGAGUAGCUCGUGUCAUUUCUACUCGUCGAGGAACAGGCGGAGACGAUAAGGUUCACAUUAGUCACGUUGAUCGACAAUCUGGUGGAUUACGAAUUGCAAUCAACGUACUUGAGGCAGAUCGAGUCGAAUUCUUCAAAUCGUACGACAUUUUCAAUGGACAACGAUAUCGAGCACAUUUGGUGAUUAAAAAUCACCAACAAGUGGACAAGUUCGUAAAUGUAAUUGCACAGAACGUGUCAGUUUGUGGUGAGCGGGUGGAACGUACUUUUUCGGGUUUGUUCAGCUGUAAGCUGACUGCGAAGCAGAACCCUUCUUCGGGUAUUUUAAAACAUUUCAAGACCGUGCCAAGCUUUGAUUCAACCAUUGGUGCCUACACUUGCGAUAUUGAACUCACAACCAGCAUCGAAGAAGUUACAAAUUUAAUCAAAUCUAACGAGUUGAACAUCGAACUGGAAGCUCGUCUACAGGCCAGCGGCCUGGCGGACUCGACUACGUUGAAAAUAGUUCCGGCUGUUAUUGUCGAACCGGAAGCCAUUUCGAUCGAGCAGGUUGGUUCGCAAACCGUAACCGUCAGUGGCAUCGAUAAGGUUCUUCAGAAGAUAGAGGUUGCCUCGUCAAAUCCAUCAAUGCUCGAGGUCAGCAUGGUUCAGAAGGGGCCCGGUUCGAUUCAGUACAAGCUUCGCUUGUUAAGCUCCUAUUCUUUGGAGUCCGGCGGUGAUCUGUUCGUCAGUGUCAACUCACCACUUACGAUGCAGAAACUUAAGAUUCCUAUCCAAUCUCCGCUGGUGAUGCGGAAAUGCGCUAGUCAGCCGUUGUACAACGUGCCCAACUUGUUCCUAAGCUACGUCAGUAAUUUUGGGCUGCUCAUAUCCGCGUUGAUUGUGCUAGCUGCCACGGUGUGGGUGUUCGUGUUUUGCUUCCCUCAGCGACAGAAGGUGGCCGACCCAAAUGCAACACUUCUGUUUUCACCGUUCAAAAAUGACAACAAUCCGUCAGCUUACAACAAUUUGGGCGGUCAGAGCCCGUUCAUCCAGAGUCCAUUGAGCAAACGUGGUGCAAACGUGCAGUCCCCCUAUGUUGGACCAGCUAAUCUAAGCCAUAAUACAACACCGCUAUCGGGGGCGGAUUUCCCCAGCAGCGCCAGUGGCAGCCCAUCGGGAUCACCGAUCUACGGUGAUAGCACCCUGAUGUCACCCCAGAAACGGAUCCACCGACGGCAGCUAUGAGCUGUAAUGAGAUUUCAUCCGUUUCAAUCAACUAGUCUGUAAAGUUUGGAUGAUUGCCCGCGUUGGUAUGUGUGAAUGAUUGCGACUCUCACGGUGAUGUUUUUGCAACAUCUUAACGAUAUUACCAUUUCUUAUCAUCAUUAUUAUUAUUACUGUGAACGAGAGUUUCGAGCGUUCGUGAAUUGCAAUUUCUUACCUAUAAGAACUCAGAUUGACGACUGUUAGAUAUACUUCCAUCCUGACACAGGCACACAGGCAAUUCGUUUUCUUCUAUUAUUAUUUCUAAGAAGUCGCUUGGUUAGAGAAGAUGAAAGGCAAUCAAACACCAGCCCGAAAGCAUUUACAGAAAACGGCAGCGUGGCAUUAGUUUUUGUUUGGCUUCCGCCGACGACGACAGCGACGACUGGAGUGCGGGCAAAAAGAUAUCAAAAUGAAUCGAAUUGCAGAUCCUUUGCGUGCUCAGUACAGCAUGAAACAAACAAGGGACGCCUCAUUUCCCAUUCAAAUUAUUUUCAUUUCAUUUCGCUUUGCUCUUUGUUUGCGCGAUUUAUCGCAAAGAACAAGAGGAAAAUAAUGCGGCCUGGCCGCAGCGGAACGUUAGCAAGGCUCCGCCCGCCGUCAACUUCGCCGCCGCACAUCCUUUUUCUUUUCACAGCAGCGUAUGUAAAUUAUACUCUUUACUUAAUUCAUAUUUUCUUUCUGGAGAAGGCGACAUCCGCUUUUAUGACAAUCUGCCGGAAAGGUUUCACGAAGAAGCUUUUGCGUUUCCUUUACUUUCGGACGAAGGCACUCGUAAGUAUGCCCGCUAUAAUACCGUUAUAAUAGAUGCAAGCGAGCGAUUUAUGACUUGAGCUCCCAGAGUUUUGCCAAUGCAAUGUUUUUCCCCGAGUUGAAUACUUUUCGGAUUUAGGUAAAGUGUUGAAUGUUUCAUGAGUUUUAAUUCGCUUUGCUUAGGUUGUUUAUAAGAAAAUAAGUUUCAAUGCUAGUGAAGGGGGUUGAGCUCAGUUGAAAUUUGUCGGCAAAUUAACCGGAUUUUCCGUUCGAACGAUUAUAUUAGAUAGAAAGACUUAACUCACUUUUCUACUUCAACAUGUGUGUUCUUAUAUUAAUCCUAAGUUAGAUAGAAAUAAAAACCUGGUAAGAAGUUGUUUGUUAAAUA
Messenger RNA from Sabethes cyaneus, 6987 nucleotides. RefSeq names its product nuclear pore membrane glycoprotein 210 (gene Gp210). The coding region runs from base 66 to 5828 and encodes 1920 amino acids. The record is from RefSeq and is a predicted model, not a curated record. NCBI's taxonomy places the organism in Eukaryota, Metazoa, Arthropoda, Insecta, Diptera, Culicidae. Gene Ontology annotation, cellular component: nuclear pore. The transcript has 8 exons.